Seminavis robusta is the source of this 2103-nucleotide messenger RNA. NCBI's taxonomy places the organism in Eukaryota, Bacillariophyta, Bacillariophyceae, Naviculales, Naviculaceae. The record is from the annotation of a GenBank genome assembly.
AUGCACACAGACGACGAUGGCUUUCGAAUAUCUCCAAAUAUUCUAAUGGGGAUCUUGGGGCUGUUUGUCAGCUUUCUGUUAUACAUCUUGUCUUCCUCUACCCUUGGCAAAAAAUCCCUCUCGCACACUUGGCUGUUUUCGGGGCUAAUGGUCAUUCACCCUUCCGAAGACAGUGUCAGCAAGGUAGCACCGGCAUCUCCCUCCAACAACUCCACGCCCAAGCGAAAAACCAUCAAGGACGUAUCAGGACUUCAUCUGACGUGCAAAAGGAUCGGGCCCGGAUCCAUUCCUCUGUCGGUCAUGACAGCAAAGACCAAGGCAACAUUUCUACAAUGGCAAGCCCUGGAUGCGGCCGUGUGUGUUUGGGUGGCAUCGUUGCUUGCCCUGGCCAGUCCGACUCUACUGGCAAUGUACACGGUGUAUCAAGAACAAACAAUCUGCUGUGAUGAUCUAAAGUGCUGGUUGAAUUGGUGGAGAGAUUACCUGGGAGGACCCGGGCUGGUCUACGUGACCUCCCCGCCAUCCUAUUCCAUGAUCUUCCUCAUUGCCGCACUGUCACUCUGGUUUUGGUGGAGAUUAGUCAUUCACGUCACCAGAUUGCACUCGGGCAGCAUAUUCAUGUUCUCGCCCUUUAGUUACAUUAAUGGCUGGAUGACAUUCUUUGUCACGUUGUUCCUGUUGCAGUUGACUACAAAUGAGGAUGCAACUACCAUUGCCGUGUCCGAUCAAAGACUUUUUGGAAUUCCAUUGAAUGCUGCAUUGGAUGAAUGGUCCACAAGAGUCACCCUUUGGGUGGGCCUCACAGGAUUUUACACUCCCGAUCUGGAAACGUCGCGCCUCCGAGUCCUCAGUAACAUUUUCCAAUUCACACAUCUCCUGUUCGCCUUUGCGGCCAGUCUCUUGGCAUUUGCCGUGGCCGAUCCUUGCCGAGAAACCAUGCGCCUCUACUGGGAAUUUGUGUUGGGAGACGAGGUGAUUAUACUGGGACUUCGCAGCGAAAAACUCUGGCGGUGGCUGUUACGGAAAUAUCGUCAAUGCUGCAUGUUGGGGAUUGCAGUCAUUCCCUUUUUGUGCUGGGGGACCUAUGUCUUUCAAAGGGUUCCUUUGUUCCAUGUUUCUCCGGAAACUGGUCGCACGGUACUGGGAUGUUGCUUUAUUUGGAACAUGGCGUUUAUCAUUCGUCCAUUGACACAAACCUACCUGCUUCAAGCGCUCAGUGCAGCCGAUCGCAUCCUGGAUACAACCAAAAGGCUCUCCCCGGAAGACGUCAUGUUUCCAUUCUCCAACCGAAGCUUUCGCCUGUUGAGAAUUAGUAGCCAACUGCUCGUGUUUCCAGCAAUGGUAUUAAUUGUCAUCACCCUGGGAUAUGGUGCAGGGCGGAUGCCCAUGGCUGUGUCGGAUACAUCCGAGUCAAUGACCACUAGUAUCUUCCCUUUUGCAUUUUACCAGUCUCUUUGGACCAAGCAGCAGGAAGAAGACUAUCGAGCCUGGGAGGAAUUCCAAGUCAGAGCGUCGGCUCAAAAUGCUUUGGACGAUCCCAGCCUUUUGGCAGAGUUGUCUACGACACGGGCGAACCUUGACCUCUGUCAAGACAACAUCACUUUCUCAUUUGUGCAACUGUCCAACAACGAUACAAGGAAGAAAAGACGGAACAACAACGAAUUCGACGCCCCCGUCUUCAAAGUUGCCACUCCGAAACAAUUGACCAGCAGCAAGGGUCUCAUCAAAACUACCUUUGUACAGGUACUUCGAAAGCUACAACAAUUAGCAAAGAAAACACGGCUCAUGUCAUUGGAUGCAUCAUCAUCCGAGAAUCCUGCAUCCAGAGACAUGACAACAAAAGCAGCCAGAGCGCUGGAUGAAGAGCAUCGCCAAUCCCAUCACGAUUUUCACAGCCUUAUCCAGGCGUUGGCAUUUCACCCACUCUUGACAUCCACCAUUAUUUUGCCCGUGCUAGACUUUUUCGGCUUUAUCUUGUCAUCAGUCUGGAUUCUGUACUUUGUCUAUUACGGCAUCAAGGCCUUUUAUCGCAAAUCCAAUCGACGUCGAUACGUUCUCAAAGUCAAGGGGGAGAGCUGCCGCAUCAUGUCCGUGCAGAAGUAA